GUGUAGAGAUGUAGAAGACUACGUACUGGAGUGAGUAUCCUAAGGAAUCUAUCAGAUGCCAUACAAAAUGAGAAUAUGUUGUGGAUAAAUUCAGAGGGAUUGGUCACAAAGUUGUGAGUCUGUCUACAAUAAUACAAUCCCUGAGUGAUGACCAACUACGUCAGGACCGCAGAGGGAGGGAAUGGACAUUGGCAAAGGGGGGCACAAAGUGGGAUAGAGACACCGGUCCAAUGGUCCAUCAUCAAGUUGUAUGAGCAAAUACAAAACAAACCAACCACAGUAGGCCAUGACCCAUGAAUGAUUUAUGUGAAGUCGGGCAAGUUUGUUUGGCCGAUUAAUGACAUUCCCUAAUAUUGACUUCAAUCCUAUAAUCCACAUUUAGAUUUGAUUCUUGUUAAGAACACAGCUUUCCAUCAUGUUUAAACUGUCACAGUGGUGCUCCUGCCCUUUAUAUUCCCUGCCAAGUGAGUUUUAGUUGCAUUGCACCCUUUUUCUUCUCUCUCUCUCCAACUGAUAUUGAGAAUGGAAGGUGGAUUUCCAAUGCUCAACUGUCUUCUGCAGUACACGUUGAGGAGCUUGUGUUCAUACCCACCAUCAUCAGAUUCUAACUCAGCCAGCAGCUCCCCCAAAUGGGCUUAUGCUGUUUUCUGGAGAAUACUGCCUAGGAACUACCCUCCUCCCAAGUGGGAUUAUGAUGGAAUAGCUUUUGGUCGCUCCAAAGCAAACAAAAGGAACUGGAUCCUUGUCUGGGAAGAUGGGUUCUGCGAUUUCCUUGAAUGUGAUCAGAGGGUUGGAGGUGGGCGCAUGAAUGGUAAGUUUGGAGCUGAUGUCUUCUUCAAAUUGUCUCAUGAGGUCUACAGCUAUGGAGAAGGAUUAGUAGGGAAAGUUGCAGCAGAUAAGAGUCACAAAUGGGUGUUCUGUGAAUCAACCAAUGAGCUUGAUCCGAGUGUCCUCUCUUCAUACAGCUUGACCACUGAAACUCAACCCAGAGCAUGGGAAAGCCAGUUCAAUUCAGGCAUUCAGACAAUUGCCAUCAUUUCAGUCAGAGAAGGCAUCAUUCAGUUAGGCUCCUUUGAUAAGAUCAUGGAAGACCUCAAUAUAGUGACUAGCAUUCAAAGGAAGUUCAGUUAUCUCCACAGCAUACCAUUACCAGGGGCAUUACUUGCCAUACAAAGACCAACCUUACAUGAACUGGCUCUUCUUCCUGUGGCCGACGAUAAGCACAGCAAAAUGAUUGGAAUGAAGAGAGUGUUUGAUGAAAGAAUGGCUAAUGAUUUCCUCGCGAAGUCACAAAAUGGAGGAGCUCAAGAGCAAUGCACGUUCUCCAUACCGCCUCUCUUGCCCACCACCAUGUACACUUGCAGCUUUGGAGCUCUCCUGUCAAAGCUUCCUUCCCCAUAUAUCCAAACCACUGGAGAUGGAGCAGUUUUAAAUAGCUACAGCCAUAGCAAAACUAACAAGAAGGUCAAGUUCGAAGAUGAGGGUGAUCGAUGCUGCUGAUAUCCAGUAAACAUUGGCUUCUCCAGCCAUAUCUAAAUGAUGCAACCAGCUGUCUAGUAAGUGGGUGUGAGUGAGACUUUGUUGAAGUGUUUUUGUGUAUGGUUUUCUACUUACAUCUUGUUAAUAAACAAGUAGGCAAUCUAGUACUCUAGUUAUUAUGAGUAAUAUUUGUGAAACUGUGCAAUAAUAUCCCAUAUGGGAGAUAAAGCAGUUCAAUGUGAUGGUAUCUUUUUUCAUCCAUGGUGGUAGGGUUAACCAAAAUUGGUGGUCGUUUGCUCUAUCCUUCUCAUAUGCAAGGCUACAGUUGUGAAUCCUAGAAAAUAUCUAAAUGGAUCAAUCGAACAGGACAGAACAAUGAAUAAUUGAGUUCUAU
Linum trigynum is the source of this 1873-nucleotide messenger RNA. Lineage: Eukaryota; Viridiplantae; Streptophyta; Magnoliopsida; Malpighiales; Linaceae. The record is from the annotation of a GenBank genome assembly.